AUGAUAGACGAUUUUUAUAGUUCAUUUUGUAUGUUUUGUAUCGGUUUCUUAUCUUUGUCGAUAAGCUUUUUCAUUUCAACGUUCACUCUCCUCCAGCAUUUACUCCAUUACACUUCACAUAGGCUUCAAAGGUACAUUGUAAGGAUCUUAGUCUUUCUACCCAUAUAUGGCGUGAUAACGUUCAUACUGCUCUUAAUUCCGAAGCUGUUUGACCUGUUGUCGAUGCUGAGGAACAUUUGGGAAGGGUUUCUGAUUCACUCAUUUUUAUUUUUAAUGUUGGAGUACUGCGGAGGAGAAACCGCAUGCGGAGAAGCCAUUUCAAAAAACCCGUCGGUGAUAAGGCACCUGUGGCCACUCAGCCUUAUACACUUUUUCUCACUAAACGAGGAUAUUCCGCUCAACGUCGGAUUCGUAAAGCGUUGUAAAAUGUGCACAAUACAGUACGUCAUAUCCCGUCUAGUAUUUUCGCUAUUGCUGAUAGGAGUUCAUAUCAGCGGGAAUAAGUGGUCGGGGACACUUUCCUUCUUUUCAUCUUUAAUUUUAAGCAUUAGCCUCUAUGUUGCACUUUACUCACUAGCUCUCUUCUACUUUGCAAUUAGCAGACACCCAGCGCUCGCAAAGGCCAACUCACUCACAAAGUUCUUUUCCCUAAAGCUCUGCUUUGCCUUUUCAUUCUACCAAGGUUUAAUUUUGGACCUCUUCAUGCGAGUGUCGUUUGACCGCUCAGUGAGGAUAAAAUCCUUUGUGGUUUUGGUUGAAACUAUUAUUUUUGCGCUGGUUCAACACAACGCAUACCGAGUCACUGAGUUCUACCAGCCUCCGAACCAGAUUGAUACCACUGGUAUGACUAAGCUAGAGAGUCUUACUCGAUACCUCCAAUUCUGCCUGGAUGACCUCAGGACCAUGAAGACUUCCGAAGGCAUGGGAACAAUCCUUUCAAGCGCCGGAAAGGCCCUUGACAUGUCAGACUUCUUCACCGACACAUAUUACAACAUCAGUGAUAAGUACAAGGAACACUCGAUUUUCGUGUCACACAACGUCAUUGACUCUGACAUUGUGCUCGACACAAACUCCCAAGAGGUCAAGGACGUCGAGAUGAACACCGUCGAUAACUUUGCCGACUUUCAGAAGGUCAAGGACGAAAUCGACAACGACGAGCGCUGCAAUGAAAUAUCGAAGCUUGAGUUUAUCUAA
This is a messenger RNA of Theileria annulata, 1194 nucleotides long. RefSeq lists its product as uncharacterized. Gene Ontology annotation, molecular function: transporter activity. The record is from RefSeq and is a predicted model, not a curated record. Gene Ontology annotation, biological process: transport. Lineage: Eukaryota; Apicomplexa; Aconoidasida; Piroplasmida; Theileriidae. Bases 1 to 1194 code for a protein of 397 amino acids. The transcript has 2 exons.